AUGAUCGCGGCGGCCCGGGAGGCUCCGCGGCGGCGCCCGGCCCCGCCCACCCCCCGCCCCCGGCCCCCGCGGCGCCCGGCGCCCCCACUCGCCCCGCCAACGGCCCUGCCCGCGCAGCCCAGGCCCGGUCCUGCGAAUCGGGGUCCGCUCCCCCGCCCUCCGCGCCCCCGCCCGCGCCCGCGCCGAGCGCCCGAAGCGCGGGAGCCGCGCGCGCCCUGCGGGACGCACCAUCCCGCCCCGGCCACCGAGGGGGAGCGCCGAGGAGCCGCCCGGCCUCCAGUGACGCCGCGCGCCUCUGCCGCCACCCACGGCUCCGGGGUAGCUGGCGCCUGCCAGCCCGCUCUGGCCCUUGCGGUUCCAUGGCCGCCGCUCUGCAACGAGCGGGCCCCGAGGACGAGGGGAAACCCGCUCCCCCCUCGGCGGGGCCGGAGUGAGCCGGUCCCGGGGAGGAGGGGAGCUGGCAGGCCCCUCCCGUCGCCACAUGCGGCUGCUCGGGGGCGGCGCAUGCGCGCGGCGGAGGGGGUGGGGCCUUGGGGCCGCGAGUGGGAGCGGGAGCGGGAGCGUUUCUGCGGCCUCCUCGGGCUUGUUGGCCCUGGGCAGAGUGGGGUUGGGUGUCCCGGCUGUUCGCAGUGGCCGCGAGUGCAGCCGGACCUGCAGUAGUACCUGAGCCGCUCUGGCCGAGCAAGCUCGCCUCCCUUCCGCCAAGAUUCACAGAACACGGCAGAGUGGCCUCGGGAUCACCUGCCCAAGACACCUGCACGACCGGAAGUUGGGAGAAGAAAUAAGGCCAUGAUGACGAACGCAGCCUUUCUCGUUUAUUUCCAAUCCCACAACAAACCGGAGUCCAGGAACUCAUGGGUGAUUAUCGGACUAUUACCUAGUCGUAAAACUGUGGAGCAUUGGUGUCUAAAGGAAUCUGAGACAGACCCGCAGUGUCUCCCCCACAUGCCUUAAGUCACUUCUGCCAAGCAGAAAAUCAUUUUUAAGUAAAUGUUAGUGAAAUUGGUUUUAAAAAAGAGAAGGGGCCGGGCGCGGUGGCUCACGCCUGUAAUCCUAGCCUUUAGGAGGCCGAGGUGGGCGGAUUGCCUGAGUUCAGGAGUUCGAGACCAGCCUGGGCGACACGGUGAAACCCCCGUCCCUACUAAAAUACAAAAAAUUAGCCGGGCGUGGCGGCACGCGCCUGUAAUCCCAGCUACUCAGGAGGCUGAGGCAGGAGAAUGGCUUGAACUCGGGUGGGGGAGGUUGCAGUGAGCCGAGAUCGCGCCGCUGCACUCCAGCCUGGGCGACAGAGCGAGACUCCGUCUCUGAAAAAAAAAAAAACGAGAAGGCUUUCAAAAUUACUCUGCGGUACACUAAUUUAACAGAUUAGAUCACUCUCCAGGCUUUAAGUUGGUCUUUGUUCUACCCUUUUUUUAGUGUAUGAUAAAAGUUGUGUUGGUUCGUUGAUCAGCAUGCAAUGAACUCUGGCUCUUGUUAAUCAGGUGAAUACAGUUUUGUCCUUACAUUUGUAUGUAUGUCAUGAGUGGUUUUGUAUGGGCAGGAGGUAAAUAACGCACAUUUACAUAUACUUAAUGAUUUAUCAUUCCAAUGUUUUCUGGUUGUUUUAGUCUUUCAUUUGUCUCUUGAACAAUCUGAAACAUCCCUAUUCUAAGGCUAAAAAAUUUCCUUUACAAACUUAGGUUAAACAUUCCUAAUCUGAAAUCCAAAAUGCUCUAAAAUUCGAAUUUUUUUGAGUGCUGACGUGACCCCACAAAUGGAAAAUUCCACACUUGCCCUCAUGUGACACUGGGUGACAGUCAAGUCACAAUCAAGCCUGGUGUGGUGGGCACCUGUAGUGCCAGCUACUCGGGAGGUUGAGCAGGAGGAUUGCUUGAGCCCAGGAGUUUGAGUCCAGCCUGGACGAUAUAGCCAGACCCUGUCUGUAAAAAAACAAAAACAAAAACAAAAAAAACAACAUUUUUUUUAAAAAACGCCAUCAAAACUUUGUUUCAUGCACAAAAUUAUUUAAAAUAUAUAAUAUAACCUUACCUUCAGGCUAUGUGCGUAAGGUAAGGUGUAUGUGAAACAAAUGAAUUUCUCAUUUAGACUUGGGUUCCAUCCCCAAGAUAUCUUAUUAUGUGUAUGCAAAUAUUCCAAAUCAAAAAUAUCUGAAAUACUUUUGUCCCAAGCAUUUCAGAUAAAGAUUACUCAACCUGUAAUAAAAACACUGAGUGCUUGCCUGAAGGAAAAACCAAGAAUUUGUCAUCCAUCCUUAAAUUUUUAUGACACCCUUUGUAAUCAGGAAACCUUUUAAUACCUAAGAAUAUAUUUGAUAUAUUCUGGUAUAUGUUUAUCAUUCUGAUGUUUAAUGUUCUAUGUUGGGCAUAUAUCAGUGUAAUAAAUACAUUAGAUCCAAAUACAGAUCAUGCCGCGUUUUUAUCGA
Messenger RNA from Pan troglodytes (chimpanzee), 2422 nucleotides. RefSeq lists its product as uncharacterized. The transcript has 2 exons. The record is from RefSeq and is a predicted model, not a curated record. NCBI's taxonomy places the organism in Eukaryota, Metazoa, Chordata, Mammalia, Primates, Hominidae. The coding region runs from base 1 to 660 and encodes 219 amino acids.